AUAUUUGAUCGAUCCAGGAUGGCCCCAAAGACUCCCAUCAAGAACGAACCGGUUGAUUUGUCAAAGCAAAAAGGCUGCACCCCAGAAAGAAAUCCAAUUACACCUGUUAAGCUUGUUGACAGACCUCAGCCUGAUCCCUGGACCCCCACUGCUAACUUGAAGAUGCUUGUUAGUGCUGCUAGCCCUGACAUGAGGGACAGGGAAAAGAAGAAAGAGCUCUUCAGACCCAUAGAAAACAGCGAGCAGAGUGACACACCUGAUUCAUUACAGUAUGAUAUGGUAGACGACAGCACGGUUGAUGAAUUUGAAAAGCAGAGGCCCAGCAGAAAACAGAAAAGUUUAGGACUCUUGUGCCAAAAGUUUCUAGCUCGCUAUCCAAGUUAUCCGUUGUCAACAGAAAAAACUACUAUUUCUUUGGAUGAAGUGGCUUCAAUUCUUGGAGUUGAGCGGAGACGAAUUUAUGAUAUAGUGAAUGUCCUGGAGUCCCUGCACUUGGUCAGCCGUGUGGCCAAGAACCAGUACUGCUGGCACGGCCGGCACCACCUCAGCCAAACUCUGAAAAUGCUUCAGGAAGCAGGAGAGCUGCAGUACGGAGAGCUAAUGACCUUCUUCCAGCAAAAGGAGCAGGACUUGGAGUACAAAUUUGGAGAAAGGAAAAAGGAAACUAUUCCCAGUUCUCAAGAGGGACCAUUACUGGACUUUUCAGAACCAGACUGCACCUCUGCAUCUGCAAACAGCAGAAAGGACAAGUCGUUGCGGAUUAUGAGCCAAAAGUUUGUCAUGCUGUUCCUUGUCUCCAAGACCAAGAUAGUCACUCUGGACAUCGCAGCGAAGAUACUGAUAGAAGAGACCCAGGAUACAGUGGACCACAGCAAAUUUAAAACAAAGGUACGGAGACUGUACGAUAUCGCCAAUGUUCUCACCAGCCUAGGCUUGAUCAAGAAAGUUCAUGUCACAGAGGAACGAGGACGCAAACCAGCCUUCAAGUGGAUUGGCCCUGUGGAAUUCCCUGGCAAGACCGAUGAGCCAAGACGGCACAGCCCCAUGUCUGAUCCUCUGCCAGGGACACAGAGAGGAGCCUGUGCCCCUUAUCAGAGCUCUGCUGCUGGAAAGCAAAAGUUUACACGUCACGCUUCAUUUAAUGGCACACAGCCUUGUGAAGGGACCAGAAGGAAGGUCAGCUCUGAGCCCAACAGCCCAUGUCAAGAGAACCAAGCCUGUAUUGGGAAUUCAGAUGAAUAUUGCUCCAAAAAGAUAAAUCUAGCAGCUGUCUGCAGGCAGAAAAAAGAGGAAGAUACCGGGAAUAAAUCAUGUGCCACGGAAACAAUAUUCAAUUCAGCAAGGAACCCAGGCAUAACCUCACCUCUGUCCCUUCUUCCAGUUCCUGGGGACUCUGAUUUUUGUGUUAACCCUCUGCCUCAGGCCGUUUUCCCUGUGGUUCAGGCAGAUGUGCCAAGCCUCUCGCUGUCAAACGGGGUCAGCAGCCAAGCUCUAGAUCCUUCCAGG
This is a messenger RNA of Merops nubicus (carmine bee-eater), 1506 nucleotides long. RefSeq names its product E2F transcription factor 7 (gene E2F7). Lineage: Eukaryota; Metazoa; Chordata; Aves; Coraciiformes; Meropidae. The transcript has 8 exons. The annotation marks the transcript as partial. Gene Ontology annotation, cellular component: RNA polymerase II transcription regulator complex. Gene Ontology annotation, molecular function: RNA polymerase II cis-regulatory region sequence-specific DNA binding; DNA-binding transcription factor activity, RNA polymerase II-specific. The record is from RefSeq and is a predicted model, not a curated record. Gene Ontology annotation, biological process: regulation of transcription by RNA polymerase II.